AUGGCUUCUCAAAAAAGUAUUGAUCCUAGUGGACCUAGCAAUACUGAUCCUAGCAUUGACAUAAAUGACCAACAAAUUCAACAAGAAGCAAAUCAAAUAAUGAGGGGAUUGACAUUGAUGAGCGAGGUGAAUAAGAAAAGGGGUACUGGACAAAAAUAUGAGCUUCAAUGGAAUUACAAAGGUCAACUUAUUAAGACUAAUAGAAAUAAAUUUAUCAGCUACAUAGGAGUUGUGCUAAAGGCAAAUGUGCCCAUUACAAUCAAGAGUUGGAACGAUGUUGAGAUAGAGAAAAGUGGCCUAGCUGAUGAUGGAGAUGUCUUAGACAAGGCACUAGGUAAUCCUGAACACUUUGGUCAGGGCAAGAAUAUAUGUGAGUUGUUGGCACAUAGCCUGAAUCGUCACGUGGUUGCUAUUGGUCGAGUCUUCAAUAUUCCUGGAGACACAUUACAUAAUAUGCCAUUCCUUACAUCCUAUGUACGAGUUGCUAUUGAUGUGCCUAAAGAUCUCAACUAUCUAUUACUUAUUCCCACCGAGGAUGCAGGGAUUGUAGGAGAGGCGAUGGGAGAGGCAAAAUACCAAUACCUAAACUUAUGUGUGCCUCUUUACAAAUAUGCACUGGAAGGCAAUUGGGCAGCAGCUGAGCCUAUACUGUUAAGUUAUAAUGGAAUGCUUUUGAAAGCUGCCAUAGCAAAGCAACACUUAACUGUGCUUCAUGUUGCUACUGGAGCAGGCCAUGUUAACUUUGUAAAGAAGCUUGUGAACUUAAUGCAUGAGAAUGACUUGGCUUUGCAAGACUACAACGGCAACACUGCCUUUACUAUCGCGGCUUCCAUGGGAAACUUAGACAUUGUUGAGAUCAUGCUGAGGAAAUACCCAUUCUUACCAAGAAUUAGAGAUGGAAAUGGUCUCACUCCUCUUCAUUCUGCUGCUUUACAAGGAAGAAAUAAGAUGACAUUAUUUCUAUAUGAUAAGACUAUAGCUGUAUUUGAAGAAGAGGAUUGGAAGAAGUUGUUCCUCACUUUAAUCAACACAGGCAUCUAUGAUGUAGCUUUGAAAAUGUUAAAUGAUAUGGAAACACUAGCCUUAGCGGAGAAUGAAAAUGGUGAGACUGGUUUGCAUGUCUUGGCAAAGAAGCCCUUAAAUUUGAGCUAUCGUAAUCAAGAAUAUCAAAACCAGCUCAUGAGAUCAGGUUUAAAGCAGACUUUAAUUCUUGAACUUGUUCGUCGUCUUUGGCAAGGAAUUUACGAAUUAACAAAGUCGGUGAUAGAAGUGAGGAAAAUCAUAAACUACCCAUCACAACUACUUUUUGAUGCUACUGUGAUUGGGAAUUAUGAUUUCAUAGCUGAACUUAUAAGCUCUUAUCCUGAUUUGAUAUGGGAGUUGGAUGAUAGAUAUCGAAGUAUAAUUCACAUUGCAGUUUUGCAUCGCCAUGCUGCCAUUUUCAAUCUUAUCCAUGAUAUUGGUUCAAACAAGGAUCUUAUAGUGACAUUUAUCGAUGAAAGUGAUGGAAACAAUUUAUUACAUAUGGCGGCAAAAUUAGGUCCGCGUCAUCAACUUGAGUUGGUCUCAUCAGGAGCAACUUUUCAAAUGAGACAUGAAUUAUUAUGGUUUAAGGAGGUGAAGAAGGUAAUGCUACCAGGAUACAUUAAUAAGAAAAACUUUGAUGGCAUAACUCCUAGUGAGUUGUUUACUAUGGAGCAUGCUGGAUUACGAAAAGAGGCAGAAUGUUGGAUGAAAGGGACAGCUAAGUCAUGCAUGCUUGUUUCAACUGUCAUCACUACUGGAGUUUUUUCUGCAGCAAUCAACUUACCAGGUGGCAAUAAUGAUGAUACAGGAACUCCUAAUUACUUGAACACACUAGCAUUUUUGAUAUUUGCAAUAUCAGAUGCUAUUGCACUUAUUUCAUCUUCAAUUUCUAUAUUAGCCUUUUUGUCUAUCCUUGUGUCACGUUAUGCAGAGCGUGAUUUUUAUAAGUCUUUGCCCUCAAAGUUGAUAUUAGGAUUGGUAAGUCUCUUCAUAUCCAUAACAAGCAUGAUGAUAACAUUCAGCAGUAGCUUCUUCAUAACAUAUUACCAUGGCACAAAGUGGGUUCCCUGCUUCAUUUUAGUCCUUUCUUUUUUACCAACACUCAUAUUUGUAGGUUUGCAAUAUCAACUUUUGUCUGAUAUCAUUUACUCAAUGUAUCAUCUAAGAGUUGUAUUUCAACGUACUAGACAUAUGCUUUGCUAG
This is a messenger RNA of Prosopis cineraria, 2229 nucleotides long. RefSeq lists its product as uncharacterized. The transcript is spliced from 7 exons. Lineage: Eukaryota; Viridiplantae; Streptophyta; Magnoliopsida; Fabales; Fabaceae. Gene Ontology annotation, molecular function: protein binding. The record is from RefSeq and is a predicted model, not a curated record. Bases 1 to 2229 code for a protein of 742 amino acids.